Annulohypoxylon truncatum is the source of this 3151-nucleotide messenger RNA. RefSeq names its product phosphatidylinositol 3-kinase. The record is from RefSeq and is a predicted model, not a curated record. Gene Ontology annotation, molecular function: 1-phosphatidylinositol-3-kinase activity. Bases 136 to 2895 code for a protein of 919 amino acids. Lineage: Eukaryota; Fungi; Ascomycota; Sordariomycetes; Xylariales; Hypoxylaceae. The transcript is spliced from 3 exons. Gene Ontology annotation, biological process: phosphatidylinositol-mediated signaling; autophagy of peroxisome; endocytosis. Gene Ontology annotation, cellular component: membrane; phosphatidylinositol 3-kinase complex, class III, type I; peroxisome.
CUUAAAUGUACUUCAUACCGACACAUAAAUGGAUCAUCUUGCUAUGGUGCCCGCUAUUGCCGUCAACUCUCAACCCCAGCAUGCCUUGUGUUCGUACAUAAUAUGUUAAUGCUCUAAUGGAACAGAUAUCUUGCAAUGGAGCCCUUUUCGUUUGGUAGUUCCGAGUCGCUGGACUAUCCGGUCAGCAUCCGCAUAAUCAACCUAGAGGGAGACGAGCCGCCUCAUCUAUAUUCAACCUUACUAAAGAGGCCUGAUUUGAGGCAUAUUGGCUCUAACGUGAGCCCACAUUCCGAUCUCUACGUCACCGUCCAAGUGUGGGCCGGCUCGAAACCCUUAACGGUCCCUGUACAGACGUCGUAUAAAGCAUUUCGCAACGAGAGGAGAUGGAACGAAUGGCUUACCUUACCGAUACCGUACAAAUCUCUCCCCAUCAACUCAUACCUAGCUAUAACCAUAUGGGAUUUGUCCCCCACAGGUGGAAAACAAGCUCAGGGUCAUGCAAUCCCUUUUGGCGGGACAACGCUUCCACUUUUUGAUCAGGACAACCAGCUUCAGAAGGGGAGGCAGAAAUGUUUAGUCCACCGACACAAACAAGCUGACGGGAAUGAUAAUACAACAACUCCAUCAAGCGUCGCGAAGAGAAAAGUUAGCUCUAAGAAAGAUGAUAAUGUUCUUGUGGAUAAAGAAGCUGAAGAACUCGAGCGCCUGGAGAAACUAUUCAAAAAACAUGAGAUGAACGAAAUACCAAGGGUUGAAUGGCUUGACCAACUUGUAUACCGUGGCACCGAGAAGCGUGGCUUAAAGGCGGCCAAGAAUUCGACCAAGUCACUCCAACGCCAAGCAACGUUGAACGCGGAUGGUGAGCAGAAUGGGCAGCAGAAUAUGCCUAUUGACCCGGAGACUGGGGACCCGUUGAGACCUGGGCCGUCAAAGUUUAUGUUGAAUAUUGAACUACCUCGCUUUGACUUCCCUGUCGUAUUUGCGGAUCACGAGUAUCCACCACCACCAAUCUCGUCUUUCCAGCAUCUUUCAGCUUCUCAGUCCAAUAUCGUCCUGAAACCUCCCCCUGAGGUGUCGUAUGGCCCUGGAAUUAAUGGCCCGGGAGGUGCGGGAGAUGGUAUGAGUGGUCGUCUGGUAAGAAUAUACGAUCCUGAAGUGGGGGCUAGGGACAAUCCGGCAGAAAGCAAACAUAGACGUCUUGUCAGAAGCCAGCAUCGCCAUGGGAUACUAGACAAAGAUUUGAGACCCAACGCUAAGGUUCGAGACGAGCUGAAUAUGAUCGUGUCGUACUCCCCGACCCACGUCUUAUCACCGGAAGAGAAGGAUCUUGUGUGGAAAUUUCGCUACCACCUGACCAAGGACAAACGGGCCCUUACCAAGUUUGUCAAAUCCGUCAACUGGCAAGACCAAAGCGAAUCUAAGCAGGCCAUCCAGGUUCUGGGUAAAUGGACCGAUAUCGACGUGGAUGAUGCUCUUGAGCUGCUUGGCCCUACCUUCGAUAAUAGGGCCGUGAGAGCGUACGCAGUGGAAAGGCUAAGGAAAGCGGAUGACCAUGAACUGCUCCUUUACUUGCUGCAGCUAGUCCAGGCUCUGAAGUUCGAACAUAUUUCGGCCGACUCAAACCAGGCUACCGUGCGAGCAUCUUCGCUGGCCAAUUUUCUGAUCUCGCGAGCUGUUCAGAAUUUCACUCUUGGAAAUUAUUUCUAUUGGUACCUUGGAGUUGAAUACGACGACAAGAGCAACGACCAGGGCGAAGAAGUUCGUACUAUGUACGCAAAGGUUCAGUAUGACUUCAUGAAAGAAUUAGAGGACCGUCCAGGCGGGCGUGAGACGAGAGUUACCAUAAGGAGACAAGCCGAGCUUGUCACGGUCUUAUCUAAAAUUUCAGCGGAGAUUCAGGCCUCAAAUGAGUCGGUGGCUCGCAAGGCUGAGAGGGUUAAACAUUUCUUAGCAGAUCCCAAAAAUGAGGUCUUGUCGAUUGACCCGCCCGUCCCUAUACCUCUGGACCCGUCGAUCCUGGUGGUUGGUGUGAUCCCGGAAGAGACAAGAGUCUUUAAGUCGUCUCUAUCACCAAUCAUGGUAACAUUUAAGACAUUGUCGGGCAGCAAGUACCCUAUUCUUUUCAAGACCGGCGACGACUUGCGACAAGAUCAACUAGUUAUCCAGAUUAUCACUCUCAUGGAUCAGCUGCUUCAAAAGGAAAACCUGGAUCUUAAACUGACUCCUUAUAAAAUUCUCGCAACUAGCACAACUGCUGGUGCUUCUCAAUUUAUACCUUCUCAGACGUUUGCAGCGAUAGCUUCCAAAUACCGCAACAAUCCUGCUCUUGCUUACCUCAAACAGCACAAUCCAGAUGAACGGGCGUACUUAGGAGUGCGAAAGGAAACACUUGACACGUUUGUCAAAUCAUGUGCGGGAUAUUGUGUCAUCACGUACAUAUUAGGAGUUGGCGACCGUCAUCUGGACAACCUUCUUCUAACACCGGACGGCCACUUCUUCCACGCUGAUUUCGGAUUCAUCCUUGGUCGAGAUCCUAAACCCUUCGCUCCGGCGGUGAAGCUUAGUAAGGAAAUGGCUGAUGCUAUGGGCGGCUCAAAUCCCCCGAGCGAGCAUUAUUUGCAAUUCAAGCAAUACUGCUUCCUCGCGUUCGCGGCUCUACGAAAGUCGUCGAAUCUGAUCCUCAAUUUGUUCAGCCUUAUGGUACAUGCUAAUAUCCCGGACAUUAAGAUUGAGCCGGACAAGGCAGUCUUUAAGGUGAAGGAGCGGUUCCAUCUGGAUCUGAACGAGGAGGACGCAAUAAGACACUUGGAUGGAAUCAUGGAGGAUAGCCUCAACGGCAUCAUGCCCGUCGUCAUUGAUCGACUACAUGAUUGGGUCCAGGCGUUCAGGCCUUGACAGCCGUCGAACGAAUCACGAAUGAUUUUAGGGGAGUUAUGCAUUGAUAUUAGAACUUUAGAACUUGCCGCUUGCUUUGGAUAUGCCUGAAGCGGCAUUCAUACUUUUAUGAAGGGGUUAACGAUGGCUUGGUGUUGAAGAUAUUGCUAACCCUCAAUAAUACAUGAUACCCAGUGCGAAGACGCAUUCAAACAAGUUUCAAUACAUGCUACCCCUUAUGUGAAACAGACGAACGGAAGGCUGCAGCCACAUCCGU